AUCCCUUUCCAAACAAACUUCAAACUCUUCCCAAUUUGUCAAGCCCAAACCCAUAAAAAAAAAAUGACAUCGUCAUUCUUAUUCUCACUUUCAACCAUUCCCACCACCCUUUCACCACAACUCAAUUCCCAACCACCGUCCCUCCGCCGUGCCAACAAUCUUUUCCGGCCACCAUUGAUUCACACUUUCCGAUCAAACCCAUUAAAAUCUUUAUCACUACCAAUGGACACAACAACAAGGGUCCAAUCAAGUGUCAAUUCUAACCUAACCCUUAUUCAACAAGCAAUCCAAUUGGCCCAAUCGUCACCGCCCACGUGGCAAUCUGCAAUCUUUUGUAAUAUAUUGAUUUUCUUAGUGGGGUCUCCUAUUCUUGUAACUGGGCUGAAUCUUGCUGGCAUUGGUGCUGCUUUUUUGCUUGGUACGCUGACGUGGCGUGGGUUUGGCCCAUCUGGGUUUCUUCUUGUUGCUGUUUAUUUUGUUAUUGGUACAGCAGUAACCAAAGUAAAAAUGGCUCAAAAAGAAGCUCAAGGAGUUGCAGAGAAAAGAAAAGGUAGAAGAGGACCUGGGAGUGUCAUCGGUUCAAGUGCUGCAGGUUGUGUUUGUGCAUUGCUUACAAUAUACGGAGUUGGUGGCAAAACGUUUAGUAGGCUUUGGGAGCUCGGUUUUGUUGCUAGUUUUUGUACCAAAUUGAGUGACACUGUGUCUAGUGAGAUAGGAAAGGCGUAUGGUAAAACAACAUACUUGGUAACAACACUUAAGGUUGUGCCAAGGGGUACAGAAGGAGCCGUUAGUGUUGAGGGGACUGUUGCUGGGAUUCUAGCUUCUGUUCUUCUUGCAUAUGUUGGUUGCCUGCUCGGCGAGAUCAAGGUUGCUGAAGCGUUCAUAUGUGUGUUGGCAUCACAAAUUGCAAAUGUUGGUGAGAGUGUGAUAGGGGCCGUGCUUCAAGACAAAGAAGGAUUUAAAUGGCUUAACAAUGACGCAGUCAAUGUGAUCAAUAUAUCUCUAGGCAGCAUACUCGCCAUCUUGAUACAGCAAUUUGUACUCCAAAACUGGGUUGCGUAAAUCCCAGAGUUCAUUUGCAAACUUAUUGGAUACAAUGGGUCAAUUACUCAUUCAGUGUUUACUAUGAAGAUGAUUAUAGGUUAUCGUCCUUUUCUGGAUACUAUUUUCUCCAAUAGACAAGAAACGCAGAUUGGGUCCUUUGUGUUUGUUGUAUAGACGGCUAGUCCUAGUGUUAGUUACAGAUUUGAGAUUCUUUCCUUCUUGGCUGUACAUCAGUAAUAUGUUCAGAUACAGACAACACACUGUAGCAUGAACACUGCUCAUUUAAUUAAUACCACCAGAUUAAUUGAA
Molecule: messenger RNA, 1353 nt
Organism: Erigeron canadensis
Lineage: Eukaryota; Viridiplantae; Streptophyta; Magnoliopsida; Asterales; Asteraceae
Product: protein VTE6, chloroplastic
Exons: 5
Coding region: 64-1062 (332 amino acids)
Cellular component (GO): chloroplast inner membrane
Source: RefSeq, a predicted model, not a curated record